AUUUAUUAUCUAAGUUUGCUUUCAGAGGGGAAACAUAGACUUCUGAUGUUGCAUCCCUCCAUUUAGAGGUUGCAUUUUUGAAUUCUCAUCUUCAUUGGUUUCUAUCCAGAACAGCUUGUCUCUUGGUGUUGCUGCCCAUACUCCACCAUUCUUGGCCCUCCUAGAGGGCAGCAGAAGAAAAAAUAAAGAGGUGUGCAUUUUAUAGCCUAGGUGAAGGAUACCCAUAAUGGCAUCUGCAGGGCUAGAGAUCAUGGCUAUGGCCCUGUGCAUCUUUGGCUGGUUGGGGACUAUCCUUUCGUGUGCAUUGCCCAUGUGGAAGGUUUCAGCGUUCAUUGGAAACAACAUUGUUGUGGCGCAGAUAAUCUGGGAGGGACUGUGGAUGAAUUGUGUUGUACAGAGUACUGGCCAGAUGCAGUGCAAGAUCUAUGACUCCAUGCUAGCCCUCCCUCAAGAUAUCCAAGCUGCCCGGGCCCUCAUGGUUGUCUCUGUGGUGCUCGCUGUCCUGGCACUGUUGGUGAGCAUUGUUGGAGCCAAGUGUACCAACUGCGUGGAGGAAGAAGGUGCCAAGGCACGUAUUGUCAUUACCUCAGGUGCCUUCUUCAUCAUCUCUGGACUUCUCGCCCUCAUUCCUGUGUGCUGGUCAGCCAACUCCAUCAUCCGUGACUUUUACAAUCCAAUUGUGGCUGAACCUCUCAAAAGGGAACUGGGGGCUGCUCUCUAUGUUGGCUGGGCAGCUUCCGCCUUACUGCUCCUUGGAGGAUCACUCCUGUGCUGCUCCUGCCCGCCACGGGAGAACCGUUACCCAGGCCGCAUUGCAUAUUCUGUCCCAGCCAGAUCUACUGCUCCACCAGGCAGUGCAAUUGACAAGCGGGACUAUGUAUGAGCAGCUGUGGUAGAGGUGGUGAAAUCUGCCAGAUACUGUGAGGCCCAAACUAAGACAGGUAUUAUUGGCCCAAGGACUUCUGGAAUAAGAAGAUGGGACAACCUAAUCGGUUUGGGUUCAGCUGUGAUAUCUGGCAAUUCUGGAAUGUCGGUGUGCGUAUGCGUGGGUAUAUAAGUAUAAGUGAGAGAUGUGAAUGAGUGGAUGACUGGGGAAAUGUGAACAAAUAAAGGAAUACGUGAGAGAAUGAACAAACAUUUCUGAAUGAGAUGACUACAUCAGCAAACACAAGUGGAAUGCAGAAACAAGUGGGGUGGCUGAACAAACAAGGGCAGGUUGAGAGGACAAGUAUAUGGAUAAGUUAACAGCUACACAAAAUGUGCAUGGAGGUGAAAAAUAAAGAGGUAGAUGAGGAAGAAUAGAAACAUCCUGAUAACAAAGGCUGUGCAAUUUGGUAGAAUGAGGUAGCUAUCUUAGGCCAAAGUAGUGGUCUUCUCCUUUUCCCUGUUGUUCUUCCAAAGACUUCAGG
Messenger RNA from Python bivittatus (Burmese python), 1409 nucleotides. RefSeq names its product claudin-9-like. Gene Ontology annotation, molecular function: structural molecule activity. Lineage: Eukaryota; Metazoa; Chordata; Lepidosauria; Squamata; Pythonidae. The record is from RefSeq and is a predicted model, not a curated record. Gene Ontology annotation, cellular component: bicellular tight junction; membrane.